Podarcis lilfordi (Lilford's wall lizard) is the source of this 26361-nucleotide messenger RNA. NCBI's taxonomy places the organism in Eukaryota, Metazoa, Chordata, Lepidosauria, Squamata, Lacertidae. The record is from the annotation of a GenBank genome assembly.
GAAGAGCCACGACGCUUGGCCGCCAGGGAGAAUCGGAGCGCAGGGCGUGGCAAGCAGCGAGAACCGCAGCGCUUCCCUCGGCGCCUCCACUCUGUGCGCGUAAUCGCUGCCGUGCGCUUCGCUGCUCCCCGUCGGCCGAGUUUCGGUGAGUUCCGCGGGCGUGUGGGCCAGGAGUUGUGGAGUGGAGAGGGGGUAAUGACACUUCAUGGAGAAGUGUAGUGAAGGCUCUUGCAGUGCUCUAAUAAACAUAAAAUAAAGCCCUGCGGUAUAUAAGUAAUGCGUAAACAUCGUUGCAGGAGGGAAGGCUUUCUCUGUCUGUGAUAGUUCCGUGCGCCUGCUGAAGGGAAGGGGGGACGUGGGGACACGUUUGCCGGGUUGGGCGUUGGCUCCCGACGUGACGAUUACGAAAUCGGAACUUCUGGGCGCUGGCAGGGAACCCUCCGCUCCGCCUUUUUGCGCCCCCGCGUUUCCUGCGCCCUUUCCAGAGUUUACUGGCAACAGCACAGAGCACAACCUGAUACUUUCUGCUCGUCUUCUCUUGCAGCGUCUCUUCUUCGCCGGAUCGAUUCCCGAAACAAUGGCAAAGGUGAGUCAUACCCGGCUUCCUUCUCUUUCUCCUUAUUAAAAUGUGUUUUAUUAAAUUAACGAAGUGGGUGGGCGGGGAAGCAGCCUUGGCGCCAUCUUGCAGGGCUCUCAUUUAUCUGUAUGGGUUCCUUCUCCCAGUCUGUCUCUGAAGAGCUCAGGGCGGUGUGCAGGGUCUCUAACCGCCCUCCCUCUUUAUUACAACCCAGUGAGGUAGGUUAGAUCGAGGGAAAGUCUCAUUAAAACUCACAAAGUAAGCUCUGCAAAGGAACAGUCAUGGUGGCUGUUGCCUUUAAAACGAUGCUGCUAUGGCAGAGACAUAAAGUUUUUCUUCCUCUGUUAAUUACUUGGAAGUUGGGACCUGGCAGUACAUGUGAAAAGGAUCUAGGGGUCUUGGUGGACCACAGGCUUAACAUGAGUCCACAGUGUGAUGCAGCAGCAGCAAAAAAAGCUAAUACUAUUCUAGGCUGCAUCAACAGAAGUAUAGUGCCCAGAUCAUGGGAAGUAAUACCUGUAGUACCACUCUAUUCUGCCUUAGUCAGACCACACUUGGAAUAAUGUAUACAAUGCUGGGCACCACAACUUAAGAAGGAUGUUGACAAGCUUGGACAUGUGCAGAGGAGGGCAACCAAGAUGAUCAAGGGUCUGGAAACUAAGCCUUAGGAGGAGCGCUUGAAGGAGCUGGGUAUGAUUAUCCUGGAAAAGAGGAGACUGAGAGGAGAUGAUAUGAUGGCCAUCUUCAGAUAUCUGAAGGGCUGUCACAUGGAACAGGGAAGAUGCUUGUUUUCUCCUGCUCUGGAGGGUAGGACUCGAACCAGUAGUCUUCAAGUUACAAGAACGGAGAUUCCAACUAAACAUUCAGAAAAACUUUCUGACAGUAAGAGCUGUUCAGCAGUGGAACAGACUCCCACAAGAGGUGGUGGACUCUCCUUCCUUGGAGGUUUUUAAACAGAGAUUGGAUGGCCAUCUGUCAUGGAUGCUUUGGCUGAGAUUCCCGUAUUGCAGGGGGUUGGACUAGAUGACCAUAUGAGACCCUUCCAACUCUAAGAUUCUAUAAUUCUAUGACCUUGACAGUCUGUUUCCCCAUCAUUUUUCUUAGUCCCUGCCUUACUGAAGAGGAGUGUUUUCUGGUGGGUGGGGAAGUCUGCCCUACAGAUAAAAGGGACUUUCACUUCUGCCCUUAACUUUCAUACUGCUCAGUGCUGAAUUCCGUCUGAGUCAGUCUAUCCAAGAGUUUUAUAGAGAGGCAGAAUCUGUAGCAACGCGAGUUCAGCCUAAUCAUGUGAAAUCCACGUCAGACUUUCCCCCAUUUUCCAUUCUUUUAGCCAAGUUUCCUGCACUGUAGUUUUGUGCUGUGAGUGGGCGUUGCCUGUUUCUAGUGGUUAAGAAGCGAGAAGCCAGGCAGAGAGAAAGAUUCCAAAUUCCACUUUCCUCCUCCCUCUGUUUUCUAUUACUUACUCCUUGUGGCCAGACUUCUUUUGCAUUACAUUCAUUUUCUAUCUCUCUGAAUGACUUUUUUCUUUAUAAACCUUAAAGUUAAUUUUUUUCUGAAUGUAUAUGAAGACUUUUCAGUAUCAUCACAAGACUUUACUUUUGAAGUGUCCAGGAAUGGCAGCUGAAGGACUAAACACAUGUGACUACAGAUAUUUUAUAAGUUUACAAAAAACAGCCAUUUGCCCCAGUGUCAUAGUGCUAGCCCAAAUUGCCCCAUCCCUGAGCUGCUAUUAACCAGAGAGGAAGAAACGUAUGAGGUUAAUACUGUAGUUUAAAUGUGCAACUUUAUUUUUCUGUAUUGCAAUAGCAGCUUUGAGGAAUGACACUGAGUUGAGAAAUCAGUGUGGUGCAGAGACUCCACAGGUCCUGUGCAAAUCGAACUUCCUCGCACUGGGGCUGCUGUCUGUAACAUAAGAUGUUUGGAUUCCAGUUAAGGAACUCCCCUAUCACGUGUAGUUUGACUCUUAAGAAAGCUUGGAAAACUCAAAAGAGGAAUCUCUGGGAAAAAUGGGCCACUCUAUAUGUGGCAGUUGUAAUGCAACUUGGUUGUAGGUAAAUGAUUUUCUUUCAUAAAUAGAUUGGGAGCAUGGCACAGUGGGAGAGGCCUUUAAGCUUUUGCCCCGGCCUCAUUCCUGGUUGGAACAUGUCCCCAUGUUUGUCACACAGCUCCCACUGGCACUAGUGGGUCCAGCUGCUUUGCUAUCACUCAGUAACUUUGAGGGGAUUGUGCAAAAUGACUCCGUUGUAAGAUGUUGUCCUGAAGGCUUUAUGUGAUAUGGUGCUUUUGCUCAAAGUGUUUAAUCCAGUGUUUCUCAACCUUUUUCCUAUGCGGCCCCCUCCCAACAUUGUUUCCUUCCUGUGCCCCCCUCAUGGGCGUAGCCAAGGGGGCCGGGGGCCAGCUGCCCCACCAAUAAGUAAAAAUCAAUACAAAUCUGAGGUUCUGCCCCCCCAAGAAAAGUCUGCCCCCUAACAAAAAUUCUGGCUAUGUCCAUGCCCCCCCAUCCCUCUGCCAGAAAGGUAGCUAUUUAAAUGUUUUGUUUGUAAAUAGGACAUACUUUAUUUAUAUUUUUUAUAAUUUAUACAAAAAAACAAAUGCAAAAAAUGAUGGGAACAUAAUGAAAUAUUGUUGAAGCAGAAAAAACACACCCUAGAAUGGAGCUGGAAGGGUCAUCUUUCUAGUGCAACCCCCUGCAAUUCAGGAAACUCAGCUCCAUGACAGACGGCUAUCCGACCUCUGCUUAGAAACCUGGGCUGAUGCUGCUGGCGGGCCCUGCACCCCUCUGCAACAUCCGAAGCUCCUGAUCCGCUAGGCGCUGGGGUGGAUUGAACCCUGCGCCUUGCAGAGUCAGGCCCAGGCUGCCACUGGGCCCAGCACUGGCAGCAGCAACAAGCAGUUCCGGCUCGCCCAGCCCUACUCAUUGCCACCCCACCACCGCAAUUACCUGACCUGGAGGUUCUGGAUCGCAGGCUCUAGUGGUCAAAACGGGAGCCUCAGCUAUCGCCCUCUCCCACUGAAAACAAACCAGGACCGCUCCAAGAAAACACACAUGGCAAAAAGGAGCAUUAGGCCCUGGUGGGCCACCCCCUUGCCCACUUGUGAUUGGCCAAGCGGGACAGCCAGCCAAUCAGGAUUAAAAAAUAAAAUAAAAUUAUUUUCACCAUUUCUCACUUCCUUCUGUGGCCCCUAGCCUUGUGCUGUGCCCCCCCCCCCAUUUAUACAUUUUCACUUUGAAUAUCCUGGGGGGUCAGGGGGGUCAUAUGGCCCUUAGUUGGGAAACACUGGUUUAACCAGAAGUUGGUUGCCAUUCAUAAACAUGAGAAUCAACACUCAGUCUGAACAAAACAUCUGAGAAAAAUACAUUGACAUGGGGCUACAAUCCAGGAGGAAGCUGGGCUGCCUACACAUUGAGCAUCCUUGCUCUGUUCCCAGACCUUCAUGUGUUGGGUGCAUAGGCUUUUUCACAUGGCCAGGGAACUCCAACUGUCUGUGCUUCCUGAAUUUCAUGGGGAGCCUAAGCGUUUUCUGCCAGAUAUCCAUAGGUUCUCUCUUCAGAUCUUUUACUCAACACAGGAAGAUAUGAGUUGGAGAUAUCAGAUCCAGCAUUUGUGCGCCUCUCCAUGCAUUCAUUAGAAUGUGUGUGAGAUAACUUCUGAAGAGGGAGUAAGGGAGUAAGAGGCAAAAUAAUGUGAAGUACCCGGCUCAGCUCAUACAAACAUUCCAUUUUCUGAAUUCCAUGAAGCUCAGUUUGAUCUUUGAGAAGAUAGAUGAGACAGAGAAACAGCUUGAUUAUUUAAUCGGAUGCUGAAUGAUGUAAAUGAAGUAAAUAAUAAGGGGCUCAGAACAGCUAGUUUUGUCUGCAGUUACUCUGAUUCUUGAAGCCUGGGAAAUAAGUCUGUUCAAAUAUCUUCCACAUCAUAUCUAGUCUGGCACUGUGAUAACAUUCAAAGCAGCAUGGGCAAAUCUGGCUUAUGAGGAAUGAACAAGCAGGAGCUAACUACAAGUGAAGUAAGAUAAUUUAUUAGUCUUAUGGAAGGCAUGCUAAAGAGUAGAUUACAGAAGUUACUGGCACUUAGCAUUUGCCUAGUCUUGCUCUGCUGUAGCCUGGGUUGACUAACAGUUGUAAUGUUAUAUCACAGUACUGUCACCUAAUGUCUAGAAUAACCACCUUGCUGCAAUGAUUACCCACGUCCUUUGUAAUUGGAGUAGUUUAGCUUUUCUAACAAAGCUGUUUCUAUAGUAGCGGUGCACAACUGUUACAUGCUUGGAUGUUGUCCCAAGAUGCUAGGAAAGGAAGCCCAGGACAUUAAUUGAGUUGAUUGCAAUGUGUGUACAUUUGGAGAAUAUGCAGUAUAAAAGAUGUGUGUACUGUUUUUAGGUAUGUUUAAUUGGGCAGUCCUUAAACCAACAUUGCUACUUUUUCUGGGUUUUUAAAAAUAAUUUUGUACGAAGGGCCUCUACUCAUGUACAGAGUGUCUUCCUACUCAAGAAUGCACAUUUGGAAAAAAAAGGGUCACUCAAAUGGCUUAAAACCUGAACAGUCCUUGCCACACAUCCAUGAUUUGUUAUGAAACUAUUUAUAUUCAGGGAAAGUAUAUUGUAAAAUAUAUGCAUAUUGCAUCAGCUGGAAAGGGUGGGGCACAUCCAUUAAUUUAGCUUUUUAAAAACCAUAGGUUUGGUUCUUUUCUGGUUGGUGCUCAUAAGGUAAAGGUAAAGGUACCCCUGCCCGUACGGGCCAGUCGUGUCCAACUCUAGGGUUGUGCGCCCAUCUCACUUAAGAGGCCGGGGGCCAGCGCUGUCCGGAGACACUUCUGGGUCACGUGGCCAGCGUGACGAAGCUGCUCUGGUGAGCCAGCACCAGCGCAGCACACGGAAACACUGUUUACCUUCCCGCUAUAAAGCGGUAUCUAUUUAUCUACUUGCACUUAGGGGUGCUUUCAAACUGCUAGGUGGGCAGGAGCUGGGACCGAAAGACGGGAGCUCACCCCGCCGCGGGGAUUUGAACCGCCGACCAUGCGAUCGGCAAGUCCUAGGCCCUGAGGUUUUACCCACAGCGCCAUCCGCGUCCCGGUUGGUGCUCAUACUCCUUUAUAAAAAGAAAAAUGAUUGAUUCAUUCAUCUAUCUUUCAUAACAUACAUGAUCUGCAUGUAUGUUGCACUUCAAUGUAUGUAUCCUAUAGGAAUUGGCCCCUAGAGCACACAUCCCUGGAGACACAAAGCAGGCUCAUUCAUAUUGUGAGCACACUCAGAAGUGUUUUCCUGUUAGCGUGGGUGGCACUGUGGUCUAAACAACUGAGUCUCUUGGGCUUGCCGGUCAGAAGGUCGGCGGUUUGAAUCCCUGCGACCGAGUGAGCUCCUGUUGCUCUGUCCCAGCUCCUGCCAACCUAGCAGUUCAAAAGCAUGCCAGUGCUAGUAUAUAAAUAGGCACCACUGUAUUGGGAAGAUAAACGUGUGCUCUGGUUUCCGCCACGAUGUUCCAUUGCACCAGAAGCAGUUUAGUCAUGCUGGCCACAUAACCCGGAAAGCUGUCUGUGGACAAACACCAACUCCCUGGCCUAAAAGUGAGAUGAGUGCCGCAACCCCAUAGUUGCCUUUGACUGGACUUAACUGAACAGGGGUCCUUUACCUUUACUUAUAUAUACAUAAAACAAUUUUUCAGAGCAGGGCAGACUUGAAACAUUACAGGUUUGUUGCUGUCCAGGCCAUGCUUGGUUGUUUCCCAUCCUGCUUUUAUUUCUCGUCCUGCAGCAUUUUUAAGGUUUUUGAAGCAUUUUGUUGACUGUGGGAAGUGGGGGGGGAGAGAAGAAGAAUGGUAUGGGACACAUUAAUACAGACUUUUAAAUACUCGGUGCUAGCUUCUGCCAAUAAAAUUAGCAAUAAUAAAUGGGUCGGGGAUGCAGGUGCAAUGGCACAAAUUGGUCAAAAUAAAUUGGCUGCUCACCCACCCACAAGUGUUCUAAUGGAAGAGAGCCAGGAAGAGACCUCUUUCCAAGUCAGUUUCACAAAAGCAUGGAGCUUUGCUAUGAGGUGCAAGCAUAGGAUUGCAAAAAGGAACAGUGAAGAAGAAAGGCCUUCGAAUCCAGUGUGAGUCAUGUUGUCUCUUUUCCACUACCUGAAAACAGAUGGUGCGAUUCCGCAACAAGCUGCUGGUUUGGAGGGACCCAAGAAGAAUAUAGUUGUUCUCUUGGAUCAAUUAUCAAAGGAGAACAUGGAUUGGAUUUUAAUAGUGGUGUAGCAAACAAAUGAAUAGGCAAGGGUGAUGUUCUUAAAAGUAAGUGCUUAGGAAUUGAUGGUGUAGCUAAGGACCAAAAGUGGAUGGUUAUGCAACAGACAGCCUUGCAGUGUUUUUUAAAAAAGGAGAAGUAGCUGCAAUCUGGUGUGAAGGAGUGGUGGAAGGAGAGACUGCUUAACCCUUUCCCAUCCCGUUGUUGUCUACUCAAAAUCCCUCUGUUGAUUUUUCUUCCCACGGAGUGGGAGAGAAUUACAAAGUUUUCUCAUUUAUAAAGGAUAUUUUUAAUGGGAAAAUGGCAGGAGAGGGAAGAGUUAAACAGUCUUUCCUCUGUUGAACUUCCAUUCAAACUGGCAGGUUUCCAUAACUCCUAUUGUUUUUAAACUAAAGCAGCCCACAGGCCUUGGGAAGCUGUUCAAACAUACCUUGGCUGAUCUUUCUCUCCCCUUACAUCACUGCUUAGCUUGUCUUCUCUCCCAUUCACCUUCUGCUAACUCUCCUGUUUUCAGAGCACACGUAUGUUUGCAGACUCUAGUCUCCCCACCACCACCCAGAUAGCGUUGUUUACAUAGUUCAAUACUGGCAGCUGUCCUGGCUAAUGAAUUAAUGGGCAGGCUGGUAGUUUUCCGCCUGGGUUCUGCCGCAGCAAAAUCCUAGUAAGUUACCUUCACAAUGAAUGUCACUGUCUUUAGUCGGAAUGCUAGCAUUACAGUGGUUAAACGUGCAUAUACUUGCAAGAGGAGGGCUUCCAAUCAUCUGAGCUGUUUAACUAGGAUUGCUUGUGUGUGAACGGAAGCUCGUUGCAAAACUCUGCAUGCAGGAUUGAGUCUUCAGUGUACUGCAUGCUCCUCCCCAACCCUUCUGUGGUAUUUCUCUCCAUCAUAAGCAUUCUGCUGGCAUUUGCCCACACAUGUUAUGAUAAGAUCUGGAAAUGAACACUUAUGCCAACUCUGUGUAACUCUUUCUUCCUAACUGCACACGGCAUUGCAAACAGCCUGUUCUCAGCAUGUUCUCUUAAUUGUAGUGUAAGUGUUGUAACCCUAACAUAAACAACAGACAGCCCCAGAAAACUUAGCUGAACUGGGGAAUUAAUUCAGCCAUACUGAAAAAAAGCAAGUACCUCUUUAAUUUGGCUGCAGUAUCUUUCCCCCUCAUAUGUAUUUAAUACCAAGAUGAAAAAAAUAAUCCUUGCUGAUCUCCUAGUCUUGAGACACUUUCAGAUUAAUUUUUUAAAACCUUCCUCCACACCAGUUCAUACGCUAAUCAAAAGGUUAUUUUAAACUGAUUUCAAUAGACAGUAUACAUGCAUUAGUCUUCUUAUCCAAACGCUCCUUUAAACCCAAAUUUUAUUUAUUGAUUCAUAUUUUAAAGCUAAGAAUCAUUUGUAAGCAGUUUGUAAUAAGAAUAACAGGGGCCUGCAGUUAUUGGCCUUGAUAUGAAAAAUGGAGGUCACGAAUUUCCUCUUUGCUAAGGAAAUGCCUUACUAGCCAGUUGUUUCAGACAGGCAGGCAAGGAGCUUGUAAGCUUGACCCUUUGUAAGGAAGAUGCUUUGGGGCCUUGCUUCCAGGUGUCCAAGAAGGGCUCUGGUUGUCUUGCCUGCAGGGAAAGGGGUUGUUAGAACAGUUGGAAGGCAGGGGUGCUGGACAAGCAGUCAAACAACCCUUGGCCUUCCAGCCUUGGAGCUGGGAGGGAGCAGAGUCACCGCACAACUGCUGGAAUAAUCCUGUCUUAAAUCUUCCACUACAAAGAUGGUGGUGGUGGGCCUAGUCAUUUGCUAGAGGACACUGGCACCCUUGCCACAAUGAGCAGAAACAUAGAAGUCUGAACAAUAGUAUUUAUUUGUAUUGAUUAUAAGUUUGGGCAGGGUAUGCCAGUGGAUGUGGAGAUAAUCAUUCUGAAUUUAGGGGCAGAAAAAUAGUGUGUACUAGUCUUUUGGGGUCUUUUGAGCUUUCUAGUCCAGAAUAAAUUGAAUAAAAUGUGUUAUGUCUGACAUGUUGUUAUGUUGCCUGUUGCAUUUACUUUGCCUAGAUUGUUUUUUUUUUAAUGUAGUGUAGCAUGGCAGCUAUCCUACUGGGAUAUAAUGAUUCCGCUUUGGCUUAGAAUAACACACACAGCUGCUGCCAGAUAAAUUACAGCUGCUGUUCAGAUGCCAAUUCUGUUUUGUCCUCUGUCUUUGCCUUUGACUGAUGGUUGCCCUCUGAACCACCUUGGCCUUCCCUUUUCCAAGUUUUCUAACAAUAGAGCAGAUUAAUUGAAACUGGCGAAUAAAGAGUUGAAUUUCCUUGCUGGAGUCAGAGAACAAUGCUAGCUUAAUAUAACCCAACAAGUAAGAAUAAGAAGAUACUUACUGCCAUAUUGUGAAACUUGCACAUACUGUUACAAUAUCAGUAGUGUAGACUGUAAAACUGAGGGUUAUUUGGAGGAAAGGAACAGACGAAAAAAUGAAAUGGCCCUUCACACAACUGUUUUAUUACCAUAGGUUGACAUCUAGGAUAGAUUCAGGUGAGUAUCUGAGGUUGUGAAGGCAUGAGGGAGUUCUUCAUGUGGUGACCAUUUGCAAGCAAACACAUUGGUGUACCACAAAUCUUUGUUUCCCCUUCCUGUUUACUCUGCAUCUUAAAGGAAUUUCAUGAGGCGAUGGUCUGGAUUAUCCUUGAAACUUCUAAAGUUGUCCAUUUAUCUUUGUUGUCAGUUCUGACAAGAGAUCAGUAAGGAACCCAUUCACAUUAUUUUGAAUGGAAUUGACAUGUAUUCUGGUGUCCCAACAUCGUGUGACCACUGAGUCUUCUCUUCUCAGGUGUGUACCACUGGUGCACAAGGCAAAUCCAUGCACAGAACCUGCAGAUUUCGGUCAGGAGGUGAUGAACUGGAUUUCACCUUGUAAAUAAAUUCAAAAAGCUGUGUACCCAUUUGCCCAAACACCAGUAAUUGAUUAAGUUACAACAGGAAGGCUCAACCAUUGUGAUUCCAAAGCACAAACUUUCCCAAGAACACUUGCCCAGUCCCUGAAGAGAAGGGUUGUAUAAGGAGUCUUGUUUAUGAAGACUGGGACACCUAGUAGCCAUCUUGGACACCUAUAAUCCUAGACUUUUGGCCAUUGUGGCUGGGGCUGAUGGGAGUUUGAGUCCAACAACAUCUGUGGAGGGCACCAUGUUGGCUACCCCUGAAUUUAGGGGCACAUGAAUUCUCUUCAAGAAAACGAUGCACUUUCGUGAAACUUUGUUUGUUUGUUUAAAAAACCCACACACAACAUUUUAUUUUGCCUUCUAUAUUUGGAUGCCUUCUUCAGGGACUUGCAUUAGAUGUUUGGGAAGUGCAACUAACUAGCUUUUUGUCCAGCCCUUAAUUAUCUGACUGGAGGAUUUUAUCUUAUUUUUGUGUUGGAAAGUUUUGUAUUUUAAAUAUUUUAUUUUUCAAAUGUGUUUGUGCAUCAUAACAUUGAGUCAAACUUGUUGGAUUCUUAUGGUUCAGGUCUUUUAGCUAUUGUGUUAAUGAUUAAUGAUUAAUUAAUAAUCAUUCGAUGAUUAAGGAUCCCCCCCCGCUUUUGGAGUUAUCGUAAUAUUGCCCAAACUGCAAUGCCUUAAUGUAAUGUCGUGUUUCUUUCUAGUAUACAAAAGGCACCGUGAAGGAUUUCCCUGGCUUUGAUGCCAGAGCUGAUGCUGAGGUCCUUCGAAAGGCAAUGAAAGGCUUGGGUAAGGCAUUAAUUGUUUUACAGACUAGGUGGACCAUUAUCAGUUAAUCAACAUGUUCGGAUUCCUGCUUCAUCCCUUGACAUAGCAGUCAUUCACUGAUGUUUGGAUAAGCAGGAUAUGACAUACUUAGAAAAGCAAUCAUUAACAAUGUGUUCCAGUAAAAGUAACUGUCCAUUCCCCCUCCCCCCGAACAGUGGAAGUCCUGUUCUAAAAUAGUUACAUUUCUCAGGAAAUGUUAAUUAUUUUUUUCUAAAAUAAGGGCAUCACUGAUUGAUUAAAGUGUGAGCUGGAAGCAUUGGUUUGGCUUCAUUAUGUCAAAGCAUAGACAAAUUUGAUUAGCUAUUUGGCAUCAUUGGGAAGCCUGAUCAGAAUUAGAGUGCUACUUCCUGCUCCCACUCGGAUGCAGUGUUGUUGUAUCACUAAAUCUAAUUGGUUGCCUAACACAUAGUGGUUCUUGAUUGGCUGGGGUUACCUUGGGAGAGGCAAUUUCCCCUUUUCCUUUUAAUGGCGUUGAAGCAGGAGGUUAGAGAACUAAUUAGUUGCAAGCAGUGCUUGAAAAAAAGGUAAUUGGAGUUCAUGGAAAUCUCCCUCAUAGACCAGGUACUUUCAUGGGCAGACAUCUGGUAUAGCCAUGCCAUACUAAUAAUGCAUGUUAAAAUAUGUUUGGAUUGGAGAUUGUAUAGUGAAGUAGAGAGAUAUUUAUAUAACUUUCUUCCGGCAACACAGAAUUUCUAGAAAGUGAAUAUUUAUGUGUACUGUAGCCUAUUUUCAAUGCUUGACAUAUUCAUCUACAAAAUAUUUAUGUUCAUCAUUGCAAUCAAUCACUCUGUUUUUAAUUUGCAUAAUUUAAGGAACGGAUGAAGACCCAAUUGUGAAGAUUCUAACGAACAGAAGCAACAAGCAACGCCAGGAAAUUGCGGUGGAAUUUAAAACGUUGUUUGGCAGGGUAAGGAGGCUACUUUGGGUUGGGAGUUGAUUUGUGUGCACUUGUCUGUGUAAUAUGGAUUUAGUGAUGAAUAAUACUUCAGGUCUACUGGUUGCAAAUUUUUUAUUACUCCAUGCAUGCAACCCCAGAUAAAUACCAUACUUUUCUGUGUACAAGACUAGGUCUUUUUUAAACUAAAAAAUAAUGUUAAAAAAGGGAGGGAUAGUCUUAUACAUGGGGGCAAUCUCCCCCCAUUUUCUUAAUUUUGAGUCCCCCAAAAUAGGGGGCUUCGUAUACAUGGAAAAAUACGGUAUACACCCUUCAUGAACUUUUCAUUCAUCCUAGUGAUGUUCCAGUUUUUAUGGCUGACGGGUUAAUUUUAAACUGCAUUUCUCAUUAGUCAGGCAUUUCUUAUUAAUUAGGCAUUCUUCAUUCUGUCAAUUAGGACCUGGUUGAUGACUUAAAAUCGGAGCUUACAGGCAAAUUUGAGAGACUGAUGGUUGCUCUGAUGAGACCUGCACGGCUUUUUGACGCCCAUGCACUGAAGCAUGCCAUUAAGGUAAAAUGAGUGGCACAAAAUGAAAAUAUUGAUGACUUUUUCUUUAGGAAUGUAUCUCCUAUCAUUAUGUCUUCCUGUCAUUAUGAUGAUGAUCAUUCUGCUUGAUUAUUUAUGGUGAUUGCUUUCAUUUUAAUGAUCUCAUUUAUUUUCUGAUCCACCUGAGUAAUUCCAGAAACAUCUCAACCACUUGAGUUUUCAAUGGUCUUUUGUCUUGUGGAAGAAGUGCAAACAAUGUCUGGUCCGUAAGAGUGUGUGCAAAAAAGCCAUGCAUGCCGAAUGCUCGAAUUUCGCAAUCGCAAGGUGUCUUUCCUUUUAAAGUGGCCCUCUAUGUAAAAUUUAUGAGCGAAUCCCAUUGUUCUGCUUCCAGUGGAAGUUUUUAAUGGCCAUUAAUGGUUCUAGUUUGUGAUUAAGUAUAUUACAUGCAUUGCUAUUCUUAGGGAUGGGGGAACCAGCAAGGAAAGUUCACAAGAGUUCUGCCUGAUAAACACUGCAUUUUGAUUCACAGAGUAGCCAACCAGGUUCCUAUGCAAAGCCCAUUAAUGGGACACAAAGACAACAACUUGCUCCCAUGUUGCUUCCACCAAGAGGUAUUAAGAGGCAUCCUCCCUCUGGGCCUAGUGAUUCAUUGUGAUUUAAUAGCAACUGGCCACCGCAUUAUCUUACGAUGGCAAAUUCCGUAAUUACCUGUUGUCUGCCCUGAAUUACCUUCUCAUCAAUUUCAUUAGAUGGCAUCAGUGAGAGGGAAUAAAACUCCCUCACUUUCUUCACACCAUGCAUAAUCCUGUACGCCUCUUAUUAUGUCUCCUCCUUUGCUGUCCCACUUUCUACUCUAAAAAAACCCUAGUUGUAGGUUUUCCUCAUAAGGCAGGCCCCUUGUCAUUUUUGUUGGCCUUUCCAUGUAAGACAGAUAACCAUUCUGUAAAACUGCUCACAUUUGGCAAUUUCUCUCAGCACCUUUUGUAAGCACCUUUCCAAUUUCAGCACAGGGCUUAGGCUGGGAAACAAAAUAAUCUUUAGAUAUUAUGUGCAAAUGUCUGGUUAGAUCAAGAACGUUUAGCAGAGACAAGCCCUCCAAGAUACAGUUACUUACUAGUACAGUUAUUCAACUAUAUAAACUGUUUCCAGUUGCUUAUCCACUCUGAGCAGAGUAUUCUAGCCAAAUAUUGAUUUUGCUUUCCCAGCUAGGAAUUUGAGGGGGAAGGCAACUGGAAAGUUGACAUACUGGGGUGGCUGAGUAAAUGAAAGGACCAUGAUCUCAUAUUAAUUUUAAGAGAUAAAAAUAAUAAUCAUUAAGCUGACAGAAGGGGGAACAGGGAUGGAAUGGUUAAUGAUUAAAAGACUUGUUACUCAAGCCAGCUUGGUUAUAUUAUGUAGAAUGUGUAGACGUUUGUCGGAGGUUUGUGGUUUUUUUUAAGCCUGAUGAAAGCAGCCAUUGAUAAUUCUCCAUGACCACCCGCCUUACAACUUUUCUGAUGUUUUACCCUCCUGCCUCAGAGGCUGGAAUGACAUUUUGGGUACUAGAACCCACACUGAAAGUCCACACCUCUGCAGGGCACCUGUAAAUGGUGACAAGCACACGUUUGGAGCCUGGCUGGCUGAAAAGCAGUGCUUUACCUAGAUUUCCAAAGGGUCAUUUCUCUCAUGAACCUGUCUGCAUGUUGCAGAAGAGGCCUUGUUACACUUUCCUCCACUGUCUGUGGAGGCAAGGAUCCAUAGCCAGGCCUUAGUACUGGGCCCACCCUUUGAGUUUCACUUCCCACAAGGACUUGGCAAGGCCUUUUCCUGUGUGUUCAGAUAGCAACUGAAGACAGUGCUGAUUGAGUUUAUUUAUUAUGAUGUUCACUGAGCAUUGAUUUCUUCCCUCCCUGCCCCAGUUGCUGUUCAGUUUUUUUGUUUGUUUUGGUGCAUUUUGUAUUUCAUUUUAGUGUAUUAUAUAGUGGGUGCAAGCCACUCUUUCAGUCCCACAUUUGGACAGAAGUGAAAUGGUUUUCUAAAUUAUUAAAAAGCAUCUGGUGGGAGAAGGUUCUGGGGGACAAAAGCAGGGAAAGGAUUAAGCACCCUCUUUCCCCCACUGUUUCUCCAUUGCAAAUGCCCCAGAUUUUCAGACUUUGGUCUGCCACUGAAAGUUGAGUAGUAGCCCUAUGAAUGCUACAGGAUAAAAAUAGGGGAGCAUCUUUGCCACUUGCAGUCUAUUUCUUGCCCCAAUUCAAACAACUUUACAUUAUUUGGCACUCCCAAAAUAUAGGAAGUAAAUAAAAAUAAAAUACAGAUUUUAUACUGACAGUGGUGGAAAGCAAAUACAUGACCUCUUUGCUACAUGGCAACUUCUGCACAAAUUAGUGCAACUGACAUCUCAACAUCGAACAGAUGGCAUGAAUUGGCUCUUGAUUUUGAAGCAUCCCUAUGUGUUCAGAAUAAAGAAUUACUUUGUUCACAAGUGUUGCAAAUACAUGCUGAGUAGUAAGCUCUGAAAAGAGGGGAGUGAAGUGAAUCAAAAUGGUUUAUUAUCCAUAAAUUCAGCCAGAUGUUUGCAGAGCAAAUCUGGGCUUGUAGUGAUAAGGUAGUUUAAAAUAUUGGCUUUCAAAGUAUUAUCUUGUAGAGUUGUAAUGUGACCAUAGAUAUUAGAAGAAAGAUACAUCUAUACAAAGUAGCAAUUAAGUAAUUGCAUUGGCAAUGCAACUCUAGAACUAUUUAGAGUCCUGGGCACUGUCAAGGUCACUUCCUAGCCAAAGGAAUGCACACGGCUGAUAGUUAAAUAUUUAUUGUCAAAGAUAACACACACAGUCACUUCUACAGCUCCGGAUAUCUACGCAAUACCAAUCUAACAGCUAGGCAGCUAUUCCCUGGUCCGCGUUCUAUGGAGCAGUUGCAGCAACAGGGGACCACCUCUGUUCCACCGGUUUAUGUACCUUCCACUGAUGGGUUUCAUGCAUGUAGCCAGAGACUAUGUCUGCGUGGAAGCUUCCUCCAUUCCUCCCUUUUGUAUUCUCUCCUGGUUCUGGGGGACAGUGGUGUGGGAUGUAAAACCGCAGUCAAGUACAACAUUCCUACAGUGGACAUGUGACUUGAAGAGGGUGUGGUCUGUUGUACUAGCAUGGAGGAGCACACGGCCUCCAUGUUAUGAUCAGUGUGUGUGUGUUCUCCAUUUUGGAUGUUGCUAUGUAUUUGGAGAAGGGACUGCUUAGCUGCAGUCACUUGGGACUAACUUCUUUAUGGAAUAGUUCUAGUUGUUAAGUACAGUCAUACCUUGGGUUAAAUAUGCUUCAGGUUGAGCAUUUUCAAGUUACACUCCGUGGUGAUCCGGAAGUAACGGAACGCGUUACUUCCAGGUUUCGCCACUCGUGCAUGCGCAGACGCUCAAAAUGAUGUCACGCACAUGCGCAGAUGUGCAGUCACGGGUUGCAUUCUACUCAGGAUGCAAACGGGGCUCCGGAACGGAUCCCAUUCACAUCCAGAGGUACCACUGUACUGUAACCUAAGCCUACCUUCAGGGAUAUGUCUGGGAACCGGAAUGAAUCUGUGAGUAAACUAUUUUUAUAAUAACGUUAAUCAGAUUCUUUUGUUUAUUCUUUUAAGAGGGAAAGGCAAGGGAUUUUACUAGGAAGGAAUCUUUAAUAGUAAGACUCAGAUGAGUCAGGAGCAAGCUGAUCGUUGCGUAAUCUGAAAAGGGGGAUGUUUGGAACUCUGCUAGAAUAUGGAACUUGCUAGCGCAAGUUUGGAAGGAUAUUAUUAAAUAAUAUAUCCUCUCCUGCCUCCCCAAUCAUCCCCACAAGUGGUACAUGACCGGGUGAGAAAGCACCUGGCCUUUCACUUGCCUGACCUGCCUCUUCUGCCUUAUCUUCCUACCCAUCCUAUGCUCCACUCUCCAGCUCUGAAGCUUUUCCUGCCUCUGCCUCUUGCCUCCUGGCUGGUACAGAUUCCCAUUGACCACUGCCCCCUUCUCCUGAUUCAGACUCCAGCUUGCUGCCCCCCCCAAGUGCAGACAGGAAUUGCAGUGAAAUAACGUGGUCUCAGGAAACUCCUCUCCACCCACCUAUUUUCUCAGGAAACAAGGCAUAUAUUCCAUUCUUGUUAAGAAUUAGAAUGGAGUUAUGAACUAAGCUGAAGUUUCGUCUUCUGUUUUCUUCAUAAACUUCCAUUUUAAAAAUAAUAAUAAUAAUAAAAGUUUGUAACAACUGGUGAUCAGAAGGGGACCUGAGGGCUGGAGGAAAUCUGGCUGCAAGCCACAUCUGAUCUGUGAGCUGGGCGUUCUCCUCUCUUGGUUUAACCCCCCAAAGUGGAUCAUUUCUGUCUUGAAUGCUUAAUAAAUACAUUCAUUUAUAAUGAAACUUUUAAAAAGCAAUCUUGAUCCCAUUAGCAGGCAUGCUUAUUUGCUCUUUGUAUUUAUUGGGCAACAAGAGCUGUUAUAAAAGUAACCACUAAUGGCUCUUAGCGCCUCUUCUUUGCUUCUGUUAUAAACUUUGCUGGUGGAAAACGGUUGUAUUGGAGGAAAUAGGAGGCAGAUUCAAGCACACACUUUCCUGUACACAUACAGAGAAAUACCAUGACCUCAUUGUCUCCGUUCCACAGCUGGACAUCUGUCAUCUGGCAGUACUACUGAUAAGAGAUGGUGGUCAUUCUGUUCUUUGGUGAGGCGAAAACCAUCCACUUGGCAGGCCCAUUAGGAUUUUCUUUUAGUUUUAUUAAAAGGACCGUGUUGUAGGAAUCCUUAUUUCAGCUCUUAACUCUGCCACGUUUCCUGUGUGAGUCAGUGCAAAUUCUAUUUCUGGGUCUUCAUGUACCCUUAUUGACGUGGCAUUCAGGAAGCAGAACUUUGUAGUCUUGAGCAUUAUGAAUUUCUUUCAAAUGCAUUUUAAGUAAUUAAACGUUUGAGGUGUGGUGUUUUUGGUUUUUUAAAGAAAAUUCUGUAGAAAAUGAACAUUCUCAUGAGAUUAAGAUAGAGGUGUAUAUUGAACAAAAAUAACUUACAUUAUUUCAUCAACCAAAUCCAUUAAUUACAGGGGGCAGGAACUGAUGAAAAAGUCCUUACUGAAAUUCUUGCAUCCAGAACACCAGCUGAAAUCCGGAAUAUAAAACAAGUUUAUCAGGAAGGUAAAAGCAGUGCUUUUUCUGUGUUUUGAAACGCUAUUGUACUUGCAGGAGCUUUUGUCUGUGCAUGAAAUAAUAGAAUAAGGAAAGUGGAAAAUAUACAGAAUGCAAUUUCAGUACUUGGAGAGAUAAGGCUUGUAAAAGCUUCAAAUGCCCUGUUUUGGGUGCACGUUCUUGUGCUUUGCACUACAUAAUUGAAUUUCUUCCUUCAACAUUUUCUUUAGAAUUUAAUUCAGUCAACGAACAGGAUUCUAACAACAUGUGAAAGAGGGAAUUCGGUACCACUUAGUGAUUUGAAAAGGCUUAUUCUGAACCAUUGAUUGUAGAUAAAGUAUUUAUUUCCUGGUUCAAAGUUCUAUUAAGGCUGCUCUUUUCAGCAUUGUUUAUAAGUUACAGUCAAUACAGUCAAUUGGAUGGGAUUGCUUUUUUAAGGGGGAGGAAAAUAUCACAAAGCAUAAUAGAGUGAGGCAACCAAUUCACACUGUUGUUUUUGUGCUGCAGUUUCUCUUUUCAGAUAGGCUCUCUGGUAGCUCUACUAUAGAGGAGGAAUCUGCUGAUGGUUAGCUUUGGGUAGCUGUGUGACUUGUAGUAUCAAUGAGCAUGUCUGAUCUCAGGGGUGGGAAACUGUUUGCAUGGAGGGAGGGUAGAAGAAUAUCAGAAGCCCAGUCCACACCUUACCUUCACAUAGAUCUCUUGCAUGAAGAGGAAGGAGACCAAUGGCCUUGCCCCUGCCACAUCCACUUGUCCAGUGUGGUUGUCUGUGAAGGGGCAGUUGUGCAUGAAUAGCUGAAUGCAUGAAAGUGACCCAUGUGUCGGGCGACUAUGUCAAUGUCUGUCUAAGUUUCUCAUUUUUCCAGUCUUCGGUUCACCAUAUUUCCACAUCAGUGCAACCUCUUUUAAAAAAGAAGGCCCUGGUGCAAUUUGGUGCAGAUACACACAUUUUUGCGAGCAAUGUAAUGUAUGUAAUAUAUGUUUUCAUUCAUAAAAAACGUACUUCGGUGACUUGCAAUUCUAGUUGUUUUAUAUACAUAUGUAUGACAUCAACAUAAAGUAGCUCACAUUUUGUACAGUGAUGGGUGUGUUCCCUUUUUUUUGCAGAAUAUGAAGCUGACUUAGAAGAUCAUGUAACUUCAGACACUUCUGGUUUCUAUCAGAGGAUGCUGGUAGUUCUUCUUCAGGUAAGCAUCCACAGUAGAUGGCUUAAGCAGGAAGUUCAAGGCAAGGGUUGCUUUAUUUAAAGUGGAGUCUCUGCAUUAUGGCUCCAGUAUAUGUUUUGUGGGGGGGUGGGAUUCAUCUCCCCCAAGCCUGUUUAUACGUGGGUCCUUGCUUCUUUAAGGGUAUAGUUCAGACAUUUUCCCCUAAUAGCCUGUGUCCCAUAGAACACAGGGUGGAAGGAAAACAUGAAUCAAAGAGCAUAAAUGUUGUAAGUUCUGGGGUCCUGUCCCAAUUUCCUAGACCAUCUUCACCAUUUCCUCUUAUUAUUUUCUUUUUAAAUGACUUUCCCCCUUCCUUUCCUCCUUCGUACCUGCUCCUUGGAACCCCUACGCCAGUUUUAGUAGUACUGUAGAAAAGGUUACUAUUGCAGGAUGGGUGUCUCUUGUCCAAAUGUGCCAUCCUUGACAGUAAGGGUACUUUCCAACAGAUUUUCCCUCGGGUCUUGGCCUGUUUGUUUAGUAUCCAUAGCUCAAAUGCAACAUGGCGGCCAUGCACAACUUGGCUCUGUCUAUCUGCAUACUGGAGACAGUGAAUCACAUAGGGCAUGUGUAGCCCAUGCACAGUGCCUACCAAAGAAGGCUGAGGUGGCUGCAAAAAACUCUUUGGGAAGGACCAUAGCUCAACCGUAGAGCAUCUGUCUUACAUGCAUCCCAGGUUCAAUUCCUGCCAUCUCCAGGUAGAACCUGGAGAAACUUCCUGUCUGAAACUAUGGAGAGCUGCUACCAGUCAGUGUAGACAAUACUGAUUGAACCAUUGGUCUGACUCGGUAUACGGCAGCUUCUUGUGUUUCUCUUUGCCAUAUCUAAACCUUUUUCGACAGUGCAGAAUUUUUAUACCUAAGUAUAUUCAUCUCAUUAUAUUCAUGAACCCAUUCUAUCCCCCCCCCCUUUAUCUCAUUUAGGCCAAUAGAGACCCCGAUAGCCAAGUGAAUGAAGCGCUGGUCGAGAAAGAUGCUCAGGUAAGACUCUCUACUUGUCCUUUCCCCCAAGCGUUUUUGAAAAAGCACCCUAAAAAUAUAUGCAAGUAGAAGUUCACUUUGAGGGUGCAAUUCCAGCAUGGAAAUGUAGAUCUGCAGCCCAUUCAGUUGUGCGUGCAUUGAGAAUACAGGCCUUACAAAUUAUUUUUAUUUCCCUUGUUUUCAUCUUACAUUCUGCAGUCACUGCAUUGUACAAACUUGGCAAAUAAAGGAAGCACUGUUUGGAACUGGUCCCGAAGGGCCCCUGCAUUUCAGAGCCCUGUUCUCAGCCUGUAAAAGGCAUACAUUUUGAAUAUUUUUGCAAGUGAGAAUUCCUGGAGUGUUUUGAUGCAACUUACUGAGCCUCUGUUAAGCUUGCAGCCACCAUUUUCAUUUUUUUUCAGAAUGAUCCAUUCUGAGGUGCCUUUAGGGAAAGAAAUAGCUGCAACCAAAAAAGAAUGAACCUCACUUUUUUGGGUGCGGUGGCCAUCAAUUUCUUUCCAUUCUGGGAAAACCGCCAGCAGCCUGAUAGAGGCUCAAGAACGUUAAUAGGUCUCCCCCUUCCCAAACAAUAAGAAAGAAGGGGGUGCAGGUUCACCUUCCUCUUUUGAUGAGGUCCCAAACUCUUCAAACCUAAGCUGGUGAUUCUCUCUGGAAAAUGUUUGAGCCUUGACUGGCCUGUUAGAGGGAGCAUUUUGCAGCAUCCCAUCUGACCUUGGGUCAUUCAGUAGGAACAUGCUGAGCCUGGCACUAAUCUACGCUGCUGCACAGCUAUCCUGGGUUAGCGAUCGGCCAUCCUUCAUUCUGACGUGCAACAAGGUCAUAGGUUGUAUCCAGUGCUGCACCAGUAGGGUCCACAGAUGCAACUGGACUUCUGUCUCCUCUUCUCCUCCUGCACACACCCCAAAAUCUGCUCCAGCGUGUCUACCAACCCAACUGCACCACUCUUAACAUUAAAAGAUAAGUGGGAAGGAGAUGGGACCCACCAACACCCCAACAAGAACUGAGCAUGUUCAAUGGCUGUAGAAGGCUGACUAUCCCAUGAUUCGAAAUGGAAAAGCAAGAGGGAAGAGAAUGGGGUAUCCUGAACGAGGGUGUUCCAUUUUGCAACGUGCUGCAAGUCCCGCUUGUGUGUCAUAGUAUAUGUGUUAAUUCAGAUCUUGGGUGACUCAUAAGAGGGUGGAGUGAGUGCUAAAACCAUUCAUGUAAAAUUACUUUGAUGGGAUUCUUUUUGGGAAGCAGAUGAAUAACAUUUUCCAUGGUUCUCCGUGUGUGUGUGUGUGUGUGUGUGUGUAAGCUCUGAGUUGGUUUACAAACAGGAAAAAGGAGUGGUAGCAACAAAGUAAUCGCUUAGGUCACACUGUAUUUUAGAGCAGACUGGCUGGGAAGUUAAUUAUAGUAAUCUUAGCUGCUUCAUCACAGGACAAGUUCAUCAAAUGUUAUCGCUUUCCAUUUUAAAUUUUUUUUCUUGCCAAGAGGAGGUUCCUCCCAGGGCAGGUUUUCAUGGUUCCCAAAGUAUCCUUCAUUCUGGUACCUUUCUUAAAAAAUUAAAAUUAAAAUUCAGUAGUAUUUCAACCUCCCUUGAGAGUAUUUUUUAAAAUGCGAUGUGGUGUUGAUUUUUUAAAAAUUAAGUACUGCUUGUACUUGACCAGUGAUAUCCCACUACUGUAUUUCUAGCUGGGAAACCACACUACUGCUAUUGCUGCAGUGUGUCUUUGCAAGAAAUACUCCUCUUAAAUGAGAGAGUGAGCACACACCUCUACCCUAGUGUUGCCCUGUGUUUUGCCAGCUACAAAAUGGGACCUGGUGACCUUCCAUGGUCUAGGCCUAUGGCUAGGAUAGACACCCUGGUAGACAAGUGGAAGGCCAUAGCUGGUAAAGCACCUGCUUUGCAUGCCAAAAGUUCAUUUCCUUACAUCUCCAGAAACACACUUGCCUGAAACUGUUGAGAGCUGCUGCCAGUCAGUGUUGACAGUGCUGAGCCAGAUGAACGAGUGGCCUGACCAGUUAUAUAUGGCUGCUUCCUAUGUUCUAUAGCAGGGGUCGGCAACCUAAGGCCCGGGGGCCAGAUGCGGUCCAAUCGCCUUCUCAAUCCAGCCUGCAGACGGUCCGGGAAUCAGCAUGUUUUUACAUGAAUAGAAUGUGUCCUUUUAUUUAAAAUGCAUCUCUGGGUUAUUUGUGGGGCAUAGGAAUUCAUUCACACACACACCCAAAAUAUAGUCUGGCCCACAACAUGGCCUGAGGGAUGGUGGACCGGCCCACAGCUGAAAAAGGUUGCUGACCCCUGUUCUAUAGAGCAUGCAAAAGGAUUGUGGAAAAGCCAUAGUGAAUGGAGCAUUUAAUGAGGUUCUCCAAAAUAAUAUAUUGACAUUGCCUUUUGGGACUGUUGGUUGUUUGAGUAGCAAGAUUGACACAAGUCUGCUUUUGCCAUGACACAAAUCCAGUAUCACUUGAAUAAUGUGAUGGUGAAGCAUUAAGCACGUGCAAAUACUUCAACUUUGCAGUAUGCAAAACAGUUACUCCCUUUAGCAGUGUGACACACCUUAUUUAAACAGUUAACUGCUUGUGCCACAAGAAACUCUGGAUCCUGGGGAUUUGUUAGCGGAUAGGUCUGCUUUAUAGAAGCGGUUGGGCUAGAUGAUUGCAUGCAGCCUUCCUGCUUCAUGAUAUUUAUACAUUUAUAACCCAAGUAGUGAAGUUCCAGCAACUGCCAAUGCAUCUUGUCUCGGAAAGAUCCUUAAAUUAAGCAUCAUUUAUGGUUUCUUGCUAGAUCACAUGGGAAGCCACUGACAUUUUAAUGUAUGAAUCAUUCAUAUUUCAAGAAAGGGUGUCAAAUGGAUAAUAUGUGACUGACCACAAUUUACCCCCUUUCACAAAUAGCAGUCCUUGGAAUGAUUGUACUUAAACACAAAAUGAUUGUAUACCUUAAAAACAGCCCAAAGGCAUUUAUUAAAAGAGGAGGCAAUUUCAUUAUGAAGCACGCUGUUGUUGUUGUUAUUUCGAUUUAGAUCCCAUCGUUCCUCCUGAAGGAGCCCAGGGUGACAAAUAUAUAAGUAAUGAAACUAAGAGUGGGGAAAGGGUGAAAGGGGGCAUUGAGGUAUCUUGUCCAAGGGACCCCCCAAAAAAACCUUGAUCUAUUACUGUGAUAAGGUAUCAUUCCAGAAGAAUGAAUGUGGCAAAUGUAGUUCUAUAAGGGAUAGUUCAAAACUUCUGUGCCUAAGUAGAGUGGAGUUAGGUUCUUCGGUCUUAAGUCCCAAGCCUAAGCUGCCCCUCAGACAUUUAAGGGCUUUGUGGCUAAAGCUUUUCCCCUCUGGUGGUUUUCUUCACAAUAUAGUAAAGUACAUUUGCUUUUGGGAGCGAAAACCUUAACUCUAUUUUCUUCUUCUGAUUUUAACAGGAGCUGUUUAGAGCUGGUGAGCUGAAAUGGGGAACCGAUGAAGAAAAGUUCAUCACCAUCCUGGGGACUCGCAGUGUGACUCACUUAAGGAAGGGUGAGGAAAACUAACAUUUUGGGCUCUCUUUUUAAAGGACUGCAAUCAUCAUACUCGGCCAAUAAAGCGAGAUGAGCGCCGCAACCCCAGAGUCAUCCACGACUGGACCUAAUGGUCAGGGGUCCCUUUACUUAAUCAUCAUACUCGACGUGCAAGUGGUGGUGGGGGAAGCUUCAACAAAAACCAGGUCUUGGUUUUCUUUGUGGGGUGCCCUGGUUCUGAUCCAAGGUGAACUUGACCUGGUUUAGAACAUUUCUCCUUGACAUGCUAGCAGAUUGUGGGGGUAUAGAUAAUACACUCCUUACUUUCAAUCUUAAGUAGAAUGGUCCAUGUUACUUUCCUGAACACUUGAAUUCAUUACUAUCCUGGCUUCCUUCAACUCUUCUGCCCAAAUGUUGAUUGUGUUUGGAUGGGUGUAGGCUUUGUUAUGUUUGUUUGGAAAAGCAGAAAGGAAGCAAUAUGUAAAAUACACAUGAUUGCUAUGUAUUCCUUUUGUGUCUUUCAGUCUUUGACAAAUAUAUGACUAUCUCUGGCUUCCAAAUUGAAGAGACAAUCGACCGUGAAACUUCUGGUCCACUAGAGAAGCUUCUGCUGGCAGUUGGUAAUGAGCAGUCCUAGUUGUGAUGCACUAUUUAUGAGAACUGCAAGCAAGCUGUUGGGGGGAAAGCAGCACAAUAUGCUGAUCAAAGAAACAAAAUGGCGUCUUGGUAAUCUGAUUCAGACGUGAUUCUUGCUUGCUUUUUAUUUUUUAUUUAACACGGGGCUCUGAAUUCUAGACUCCACAACAGCGCAAGGAGAUAGCAGGGCAAAUCUGCACAUCUACUCAGUAGGGAAUCCCAUUGUGUUCAGAGGGCUUUACUCCCAGCUAGAUGUACACAGAAUUGCAGCAUAGCUCACUGUUAUGCCCUGUUAUGGAAAUACUGGAAGGUGCCUUUUCUGUGUGAAGCACCAUGCCAUUCAGAUAAAGUUAUUUUUCACUGUUUUCAAGCUGAACUGGAUUGUUUUUCCCCUUUCAGUGAAAAGUGUCCGUAGUGUUCCUGCAUAUCUUGCUGAAUCACUGUUUUAUGCAAUGAAAGUGAGUACUUAUUUUACCUUUCUUUCUUUCUUUCUUUCUUUCUUUCUUUCUUUCUUUCUUUUUAAAGGACAAGUUUCCAAUUGGAAACGAAAUGAGAGUGGUAAAAUGUUGACUUUUUACUGACUUUUUUUUUAUGCUGAGCACUGGAUGCUCUAUAGAGAGCUCACCACAUUUAUAUAGUGCAGUAAUUCAGGAUUCUAUUUCAUGCAAUUGUGCUAAAAUCUCCUAACUUCAAUGGCAAGAAGGAGGACUAUUAAUCCUCAAGGUAUUAUAUACAUUCUUCAAGUAUCUCUAUUGUAUAUGUAUUCUGUGUGACAUUCUCAGAUGCAGCUAUUCGCUUAGUGGCCAAAGUUAAGCCCUUUAGUUUCACUAACUUCAGUGGGAAAAAUUAAGCAUGUGCACGAUGCUCUCCAACUGAAAGGAAUGGUACCUGAAAGUAGAUUGCAUUCUUAAUGGGUUGUUUAAAAUGGGUUCCCUUUUGAUUUUACCAGGGGGCUGGCACUGAUGACGAUACCCUGAUCAGGAUCGUAGUUUCAAGGAGUGAAAUUGAUCUGCUGGACAUCAGACAGGCGUUCAGAAGAAAUUUUGCAAAAUCUUUGUACCAUGCAAUUCAGGUAGGACUUGCUUUGUAAAACUAGUAUAUUUCUUUCUCUUUUUAUAUGGGAAAUACUGACUGAUGUGGCUCUUUUCUUUUUAAAAUGGAAUGCUGCGGGUUUGUAUUUUAGCUGUACAACUGUUAAAAUUUUGCAAAUAGAAAAAAAGUCCACUUUCCAAUACAUGUGAAAUCUGCCACCAUGAGGCAUGUAGGCAGCUAGCUUAUGUGGGCUCCCAUUCCUGGGCAACCUCCCAGUCCCGUGUCAGGAGGGAAAACUAAAGGCAGGCAAACUAGUUGGUCCAAUGCCUUGCUGGAUUUCUGGUGGCUGGAUGGAAGUGAAGACAGAGUAGCGUUUCCCUUUUAUUUCCAGGCUUUCUCCCUCCCAUUUAAAGGAUUCCCCCCUCCUAUUGUUGCCAAUGGAAGGGAAGAUACACCAGUCCUGAUGUUGGUGUAUUUAUGUCCCCAUCCCCCAUUUUGGGUGUGGGGAGAGUGUCAGGGGACCGUGAAACCUAUGGCUCCUUCAGAUUCAUAGCUUUGCCGCAAUGUAUCUGCUGCAUCCUCCCUUGCUUCUACUGAUGUCAGUAUGUCAGCAUCUGUAAUGCAAGGCAAAAAUCAGUUAGGCAAAGGGUGGUGGAGGUUUCUGCAGCAGCAAGGAAGGGUCACAUGGAGUCAAAUCUUCCUCUUCACCCAUGAACAGGGACAUCUGUAUGCCCGCUGGCAUUCCCUCCUCGCAGCCAUAUGAUUUGCACCCUUAAUUGGCUUAAAUACAAGUAUUCUGGUUUAAUUGAUGUGUACAUAGAGCCUUCCCCUUUGCCUGCAUUUGCUAAAGGAUAUCAAAGUUGUUUAAAUCCUCCUUGCAAUGUUUAGGGUUAUGAUUUUUUGGUCUGCCAUUGGAAGGCAAAUAGAUGUUCCCUCGUUUUGUAUUUUUAUAUAUAUAUAUGUUGCACAAAAUAAAUAGCUUUCUGGAGAACUUUUGCUUACCAUUCCUGAGUGGAUAGUCAUACAAAUGGAUUUCCUGCGGUAGAAAAGCUGUCAUUUGUCAAGAAUUUUUCCCUGAAUCAUUACUGACUCAUUGCCAUUUGAUCCCUGUCUUUUGAUUUGUAGAAAGAUACAUCUGGUGAUUACAGAAACGGCCUUUUGCUGCUCUGCGGUGGUGAAGAUGACUAACUGACGGCGAUAUGAAAGCCAGAAUCUUAACUCCUGCCUUGUGCCUCCUUCCCGCUUUGUAUGGCUAAGCUUUCCAUUGGCAUUUACAGCUGCAGCCUUUUUUUGUUUCUCAUGGAUAUCCUUGCUAUCAGACGCAAUGUGCAUAUCAUUAGUACGAUGAUAUAGUAACACUUACUGUUGAAAUCCAUAUCGGAUCCCAUUCAUAGUAUUGCCACUCCUUUCUAGGGAACUGCCUGUUUUUCAUUGAUAGUAUUUUAUGUUAGUUUUAUACAAUGUUAACAUACAGGCUGCUCUUGAAAAGAUUAAGCCGGCCAGUUGGAAGUCAUGGGGCUGGGAUCAGGCUAUGCUAGUUGCACAUUGAGAUCAAUGUGACAAGCUAGUCGUGACUUAAGUCCCAUUUAACUCAAUGGGGACUAAAUGCAACUAACAUAGUCUGGAUUCAGCCUCUUUUGUGUAAAAUAAUUUAAUGCAAAGUGCCUCUUGUGUAAAUGUGUCCCCCUUGUUUUGAAAACCAUGUUGGAAGCUAGGAAUCUGGUGCCUUUUGUUAUUACUUUGCAAAAAAAAAAAAAAAAUGGAACUAAAAGACAUUCCAAUAACUAAAACCAAAUUACUUUUUAACCUGAACUAUAUUUUUGCAUUUGUACUAAUUUGCAGAAAGCUUCCAGUAAUGGCUUUGAAAUUGUGAGCUAUGCAUGAUCUUCAUGUAUUGUAAUGAUUUGGUGCUAUUAAAAGGAAAAAGCCUACUAAAUGAUAAUAUGGAGGACCAAUAAAAUGUACCCACAAACUAUGAGCUUUC